GGGACCAUCGCUGCGACAGGGCUGCUGCCGAUGCUGAUGUGGUCGCAGCGCGGCGACCCCGGCGACUCGGGAAGCGCCGACCCCGGGGGCGCCACCGUGAGGGCGGCCCGCCAUGCCCUGGCCGCCCCCGCGGACAUGGCCGUGGCGGAGAGCAAGAAGAAGAAGGGCGGCGGCAAAAAGUACAAGAGCUCCAAGAAGAUGAAAAAGGGGAAGAAAGGGAGCAAGAAGCACAAAAAGAAAAAGUAUUGGAGCAAGAAGAAGAAGGGCAAGCACAAGAAAAAGAAGAAAAAGUCCCACUAUAAGAAGAAAGGCAUGAAAAAGAAGUCGCACAUGGACAAGAAGAAGAAGUAUGGCAAAAAGAAGAAAUCAUCCAAGGGCCACAAAGCUAAGAAGUACCACAAGAAAAAGGGGCACAAGAAGGGAAAGAAGAUGAAAGGUUACCACAAGAAGAUACACAAGGACAACUAUAAGAAGAAACAUAAGUUCUGGGACAAGAAGCACAAGAAGGGCAAGCACAAGAAGUACGGCAAGAAGCACAAGCACCACAUGUCCAAGAAGGGAAAGCACAAGAAGGGAAAACACCACAAGUCUGCGUACCACAAGAAGAAGAAGAGCAAGAAGGGCAAGAAGAAGAAGGGCCACCACGACAAGAAGAGCAAGAAGUGGAAGGGAAAGAAGGGGAAGAAGAAGAAGCACUCCAAGAAGAAAAGCUACUCAAAGAAGGCUGGCAAGAAGAAGAAGAAGAAGUGGGGUUUCAAGAAGAAGAAGGGCCACUAGUAUGUGGUCACUCAGUGCAAACAAGAUUUGCGCCGCUAAAUCUAGUCAAAUGCCGACAAAUAUUUGUCAACCCUAUUAAAAUAAAGAUUCUAUUUAGUCAACCUGUUUUGUUCUUCUAAUACAUUUUAUGGUCAUUUCCCUUUGAUGCCGAAGUAGACAAAC
Messenger RNA from Frankliniella occidentalis (western flower thrips), 939 nucleotides. RefSeq names its product glutamic acid-rich protein-like. The coding region runs from base 31 to 777 and encodes 248 amino acids. The record is from RefSeq and is a predicted model, not a curated record. The transcript is spliced from 3 exons. Lineage: Eukaryota; Metazoa; Arthropoda; Insecta; Thysanoptera; Thripidae.